Coregonus sp. 'balchen' is the source of this 9398-nucleotide messenger RNA. Lineage: Eukaryota; Metazoa; Chordata; Actinopteri; Salmoniformes; Salmonidae. The record is from the annotation of a GenBank genome assembly.
UUGACCAUGGUGCUGACAGGGAAGCGGUCUGUGAAGGGACCAGUGGGUUGGAGGAGGAGGGUGAAGUCUGAGUACAUGAGGCUACGCCAACUCAAACGCUUCAGACGGGCCGACGAGGUCAAGGUACACACACGCAUAUGUACACUGGGCUCCAAAAUUACUGCCACCCCUGACUGGCAAUGCACAAUCAAUACUUAAAAAAAUAGAAACAAUAUAAUUAUAAAGAAACUCAAAAUACCAACAUGUGAGAGAUAAUGGACUUUAUUAAUGUUUCAAUGGAACCAACCAAAAUCAUACAAUUAUUUAAUACAAAAUAAAUGUCACCAAAAUCAAGGUUUCAUAAUUAUUGGCACUCCUCGUUUAGUACUUAGUGCAACCACCUCUGGCAGGGAUAACAGCAUGGAGUCUUUUCCUGUAAUGUUUGACAAGGUUAAGGAACACAUUUGGAGGGAUUUUGGACCAUUCCUCUAUGCAGAUCCUUUCAAGAUCCUUCACAUUCUUGGGUUUGCGCUUAUCAACUGCCCUCUUCAACCCACCACCAUAUUCCACCGUGUGUAUGAGGUGCCUCUCCUUGUAUGCAUCUCUGUUUCGACGCCAAACAUGCCGAUGCUAUAUCUGACCAAAACGUUCAAUUUUGGUCUCAUCUGACCAGAGCACCUUCUUCCAGUCAUAAUGUAAAUGACGUUUGGCAUACUCCAAGCGCUUGCGUCUGUGUCUUGGGGUCAGAAAGGGCUUUCUUCUGUCAACCCUUCCAAAGAGCCUGUGGUUGGUGCUUUUUGAAACCUGGUGACCCCAAGACGCCACCAAGACCUGCAAUUCUUUCACAGUGAUUUUCUUGCUUCUUUCACCAUCCUCCUCCCUAUCCUGGGGGGCAAAAUGCGUUUGCGUCCUCUACCCGUGAGGUUUUCAACUGUUCCAUAUUGUUUACAUUUUUAAAUAAUUGCCCUGACAGUGCUCAGUGGUAUAUUCAAUCGUUUGAGGAUCUUCUUGUAGCCAUUACCAGAUUUAUGAAGGUCUACAACCAUCUGUCUCUUUUGAACUGCCAGUUCUUUUGUUUUCUUCAUGGUGUUAGAUGACAAAGGGAUAUUGCAUGCGUUUUACCUCAUUUUUAUACCCUAGUGAAACAGGAAGGGAUGUAGUGGCUCAAUAUAGUUCCUUAAGACUUAGAUACACUUAAAUAAGUGGAAUUCAAUUCCUGGUUUAAUAUAGGUAGAUGUUAUUUACAAUAAUCUUUAAGGGUGCCAUUAAUUGUGAAACCUUGAUUUGGAGGACUUAUUUUUUAUUAAAUCAAUAAAUGAUUUUGGUGGGUUCCAUUGGAACAUUAAUAUAGUACAGUAUUUCUCACAUGUUAGUAUUUUGAGUUUAUCUCUAUAAUUAUAUUGUAUAUAUUUAUUGUUUGUGCAUUGCCAGUCAGGGGUGCCAGUAAUGUUGGAGCCCACUGUAUGUAUCCAAUAAGGGCUUUAACAGAACACUGGAGAGGUCCUUUCAUUUCAGCACAUUUGCAUGUUCCCACACUCUGUUCACACACAGACACACACACACAUACAUACAUGCAUACAUACAUAGAGAGGUUUCUGACAGUGUGUUUUCUCCUCCCUAGAGUAUGUUUAACUCUAACCGUCAGAAGAUCUUGGAGCGGACAGACAUCCUGAAUGCUGAGUGGAAGACCAGGAGGAUCCAGCCCGUUCACAUCAUGACAUCUGUUAGCUCCUUACGAGGGACCAGAGAGGUUAGCGCGCACUACACACACACACACACACACACCUAUCCAGAGAUUAAAAUAAAUAAAUAUGGAUUUACAAUAACAUCAGUUUACUGUUUUUCACCAUGUUUGACCUUUUACAGUUCUUCACAAGUGAGUCUGAGUUCUCUAAUGUGUAUAUUGUCUCCUCCAGUGUACGGUGGCCAGUGGUUUCUCAGAGUUCUCCAAACAGGUGAUCCCGCUGAAGACGCUCAACGCUGUAGCCUCUGUACCUGUCAUGUACUCCUGGUCCCCGCUACAGCAAAACUUCAUGGUAAACACACACACACAAACUGAGCGAUACUAAGCUUGUUCUGACAUGUGCACUGGAACUGUAGUUAUCCGAUGCAGUAGUCUAGUCCCAACUUGAUGAUAGUGAUGUCUUAAACUUUAAUGGAAUUGUCCUGAUACACCUGGCCUACUGACACUCUAUUGAUAUACACCUGGCCUACUGACACUCUAUUGAUACACCUGGCCUACUGAUAUUCUUCUGACACACCUGGCCUACUGAUGCACCUGGCCUACUGACACUCUACUGAUGCACCUGGCCUACUGACACUCUACUGAUACACCUGGCCUACUGACAUUUUGCUGAUACACCUGGCCUACUGAUACACCUGGCCUACUGACAUUCUACUAAUACACCUGGCCUACAUACACUCUAUUGAUACACAUGGCCUACUGACAUUCUACUAAAACACCUGGCCUACUGACAUUCUUCUGACACACCUGGCCUACUGACACUCUACUGAUACACCUGGCCUACUGACACUCUACUGAUACACCUGGCCUACAUACACUCUACUGAUACACCUGGCCUACAUACACUCUACUGAUACACCUGGCCUACAUACACUCUACUGAUACACCUGGCCUACUGACACUCUACUGAUACACCUGGCCUACUGACACUCUACUGAUACACCUGGCCUACAUACACUCUACUGAUACACCUGGCCUACAUACACUCUACUGAUACACCUGGCCUACAUACACUCUACUGAUACACCUGGCCUACUGACAUUCUACUGAUGCACCUGGCCUACUGACACUCUACUGAUGCACCUGGCCUACUGACACUCUACUGAUGCACCUGGCCUACUGACACUCUACUGAUACACCUGGCCUACUGACACUCUAUUGAUACACCUGGCCUACUGACACUCUACUGAUACACCUGGCCUACUGACACUCUAUUGAUACACCUGGCCUACUGACACUCUACUGAUACACCUGGCCUACUGACACUCUACUGAUACACCUGGCCUACUGACACUCUACUGAUGCACCUGGCCUACUGACACUCUACUGAUACACCUGGCCUACUGACACUCUAUUGAUACACCUGGCCUACUGACACUCUACUGAUACACCUGGCCUACUGACACUCUAUUGAUACACCUGGCCUACUGACACUCUACUGAUACACCUGGCCUACUGACACUCUAUUGAUACACCUGGCCUACUGACACUCUACUGAUGCACCUGGCCUACUGACACACCUGGCCUACCAAACCUGGCCUACUGACACACCUGGCCAUCGGAUACACCUGGCCUACUGACACACCUGGCCUGCCUUGUAGGUAGAAGAUGAGACGGUUCUCCACAACAUCCCCUACAUGGGAGAUGAGAUUCUGGACCAAGACGGAACCUUCAUAGAGGAACUCAUCAAGAACUACGACGGCAAAGUUCACGGAGACAGGGGUACGACACACGCUAUUUUAUAUUAUCACAUCUUGUUUUGAUUUGAUGUGGUGUGUCUGUCUGUGUCAUGUUAAAUGACUGUGUGUGUUUCCAGAGUGCGGCUUCAUUAAUGAUGAGAUCUUUGUGGAGCUGGUGGGUGCACUGACCCAGUACAGUGACAACGAUGAUGAUGAUUUUGAUGAAGAAGAGCAGGAGUUUAAGCUGGAGAAGAUGGAGCUGUGUGAGGGGAAGGACCACCUGGUCGAGGAACCCCUGAUCAACACUGAAAGUAAGGCAGACGGCCACUGCUAUUAUCCAACAAAGAAUAGAAAUGAGCCUUAUCCCAAAACCAUUCCCUCAACCCUUUAUCUCACCUAGUUCCCUUCCCUAGGUCCUCUCAGCUCUUGAUCUCUCCUUACCCUCCUGUGUCCUGUGUGGGCUGACGCAGUGACUGUGGUAAGACGUUGUGUGUGUGUGUGUGUGUAACCCCUGUGUGUCCUCUGCUUGCAGGCCAAGGCAGCAGUGACAGCUCUAAGAACUUUCCGUCUGAUAAGAUCUUUGAGGCCAUUUCCUCCAUGUUCCCUGAUAAGGGCUCCACAGAGGAACUCAAAGAGAAGUAAGUACUCCUUUGAGUGUGUGUUUUUGUGUGUCAGUAGUGCAUAUUUCUGUUUUGUCUCUACUAUAAUGAGGUGUGUGUGUGUGUGUGUGUGUGUUAUCAGGUACAAGGAGCUGACAGAGCCACAGUUGCCCGGUGCAUUGCCUCCAGAGUGUACUCCUAACAUGGACGGUCCCAACGCUCGCUCCGUUCAGAGAGAACAGAGUCUACACUCCUUCCACACACUCUUCUGCCGACGCUGCUUCAAAUACGACUGCUUCCUGCACCGUGAGUGUACGGACACACUCUCUCUCACCACAUUUGGACUGUUCUACACUACCCCUCUCUGACUUCACUAUGACCACUCAUCUCUCUCCUCUUUGUAUCUCUCUCUCCAGCCUUCCAUGCGACUCCUAACACCUAUAAACGUAAGAACAUGGAGAAUCUGGUGGACAGUAAACCCUGUGGCGACGAGUGCUACAUGUACCUGGUGCAGGCAAGUGUGUAAAGACACAGACACAGAGAGAGAGAGAGGCACCUACAGGUCUGACUGUUCUGUGGUGGUUAUCUAGGAUGGUUUGGUGAGGGAGUACCCUGAUGGCAUGGCAACCGAGAGGUCCAAGACUCCUUCAAAACGCCCCGUGGGCCGUCGCCGGGGACGACCCAGCGGCAACAGCCGGCCCAGCACACCGACAGUCUCCACGGAUACCAAAGACACGGACAGCGAGCGGGAGGGGAAAGACGACGAUGAUGAUGAUAAUGAUGAUAAGAAGGAGGAGACCACCAGCAGCUCAGGUACACACACACACACACACACACAUAUAUAUAUAUAUAUAUAUAUAUAUAUAUACAUACCAACACACACACACACUAACCAUUACCUUGUGUGUAUUCUAGAGGGUAACUCACGGUGCCAGACUCCAGUGAAGUUGAAGCUGAGGUGUGAUCCUGAAGUUGUUGAUUGGAGAGGAGCCGAGGCUUCACUCUUUAGGGUUCUCAUCGGAACCUACUAUGACAACUACUGCGCUAUAGCAAGGCUCAUAGGAACAAAGACCUGCAGACAGGUGUGUGUUUCUGUUACAACAACACCUACGCUGAAAAUCAUUUUCUGUAUUUCACUCACAUUGCAAUUUUUUUCUCUCCCAGUUUUGGACUCAUAACGUUGUGGGCUAACUAGUCAGGUUUUAUGGAAAGACGUGUAGUAUAUUGUCUGGUAAUAUGUGUGUGUCUCUAGGUGUACGAGUUCAGAGUAAAGGAGUCUAGUAUCAUCGCUCGCGCUCCAGCCGAGAACGAAGACACGCCCCCUCGCAAGAAGAAGCGGAAACACCACAGGUACGCCACGCCCAAAUAUAUACCGACUGCUUGAGGCUGCACUAAUGGGGUGACUGAGCAGGGUACAGUCGGAGGAUCUGGUUGUCAACUUUCAUUGAAAAGACGUACUAACUUAAGGGUGGUGUCGUUUCAGGUUGUGGGCCACUUACUGCAGGAAGAUCCAACUGAAGAAAGGUGACGAUUGUCUCUACAUCUCUCCUAGCAUUGGAACCUUCAGAAUACUCAGCUUGCGGCCCCACGCAAUCUUCGAAUGUGAUUGAAAGUGUUGUUGUGAUCAAUGUGACGAAUUUAUGACCAAUGCAAAUCUUUGUUGUGUGACGGUGCUGACAUGUGCUUGACCCCUCCCCCUGCAGAUGGCUCGUCCAACCACGUGUAUAACUACCAGCCAUGUGACCACCCCCGCCAGCCCUGUGACUCCUCCUGUCCCUGCGUCACCGCUCAGAAUUUCUGUGAGAAAUUCUGCCAGUGCAGCUCAGAGUGUGAGGACAUUUUUAAAUACUUUAUUUUCAUUAUUACAUUACAGAUGACCAGUGUUACACUCACUCUAACCUUCUCUCUGUCUGUCUGUAGGUCAGAACCGUUUCCCAGGCUGCAGGUGUAAGGCCCAGUGUAACACCAAGCAGUGUCCGUGUUACCUGGCGGUCAGAGAGUGUGACCCUGACCUCUGUCUAACCUGCGGAGCCGCUGAACACUGGGACAGCAAGAAUGUCUCCUGUAAAAACUGCUCCAUACAGAGGGGAGCCAAGAAGGUAAAACACACACAGUAUUGAUCGCAUUGUGCAGCUGUACAGGGUUUUUCCUUUGUUUGUUUGGUAUCUGUAGCUCACUAUUUAGCCCCCCCCCCCCCCCCCUCCCUCUCAGCACCUGCUCCUAGCUCCGUCUGAUGUCGCAGGCUGGGGCAUCUUCAUCAAAGAGCCAGUUCAGAAGAAUGAGUUCAUCUCUGAGUACUGUGGAGAGGUGAGGCUCAACUCUGUCUGUCUGGGUGAUGGUUUUGUCUGCUUGUGUGUAAUGUACAAGCCUGUGGAAAAUAAUUGUGUGUUGAUCCUCUGUGUGUGUGUUGAUCCUCUGUGUGUGUGUUGAUCCUCUGUGUGUGUGUUGAUCCUGUGUGUGUGUGUGUGUGUUGAUCCUGUGUGUGUGUGUUGAUCCUGUGUGUGUGUUGAUCCUCUGUGUGUGUGUGUGUUGAUCCUCUGUGUGUGUGUGUUGAUCCUCUGUGUGUGUGUGUUGAUCCUCUGUGUGUGUGUGUGUGUGUGUGUGUUGAUCCUCUGUGUGUGUGUGUUGAUCCUCUGUGUGUGUGUGUUGAUCCUCUGUGUGUGUGUGUGUGUGUGUGUGUGUGUUGAUCCUCUGUGUGUGUGUGUGUGUGUGUGUGUUGAUCCUGUGUGUGUUGUUUCUCUCCCCUUCUUGUAGAUAAUCUCCCAAGAUGAGGCUGAUCGCAGAGGGAAGGUCUAUGACAAAUACAUGUGUAGCUUCCUCUUCAACCUCAACAACGGUAACACACACGCAUACAAAAGGAUUGAAAUCAUGUUUUUGUUAAGUGGGAGGGAAAGCUAACUCUCUCUCCCUCCCCCAGACUUUGUAGUGGAUGCCACUAGGAAAGGAAACAAGAUUCGUUUCGCCAACCAUUCCGUCCACCCCAACUGCUAUGCAAAAGGUCAGACAACCCCUAAAACACUAUUUCAUUAGUUGAUCAGUUGAUUUGGGGUGAAUGUUUCCCCCAGGGGUCAAGACUAGAAACUGUGCUUCAGCAGUGUUUAAACCACCAGAUGUAUGUCAGCUGAUCCAACCAGUCUGGUGUAUAACCUAAUACAGCAGCAGUGUUUAAACCACCAGAUGUAUGUCAGCUGAUCCAACCAGUCUGGUGUAUAACCUAAUACAGCAGCAGUGUUUAAACCACCAGAUGUAUGUCAGCUGAUCCAACCAGUCUGGUGUAUAACCUAAUACAGCAGCAGUGUUUAAACCACCAGAUGUAUGUCAGCUGAUCCAACCAGUCUGGUGUAUAACCUAAUACAGCAGCAGUGUUUAAACCACCAGAUGUAUGUCAGCUGAUCCAACCAGUCUGGUGUAUAACCUAAUACAGCAGCAGUGUUUAAACCACCAGAUGUAUGUCAGCUGAUCCAACCAGUCUGGUGUAUAACCUAAUACAGCAGCAGUGUUUAAACCACCAGAUGUAUGUCAGCUGAUCCAACCAGUCUGGUGUAUAACCUAAUACAGCAGCAGUGUUUAAACCACCAGAUGUAUGUCAGCUGAUCCAACCAGUCUGGUGUAUAACCUAAUACAGCAGCAGUGUUUAAACCACCAGAUGUAUGUCAGCUGAUCCAACCAGUCUGGUGUAUAACCUAAUACAGCAGCAGAUGGGACCAACAGACGUAACACUCUGACGUAGCGUUUCACUGAUAAGACAUCUGUUGUGUUAACAGUCUCUCUCCUCUCUCUGCAGUGAUGAUGGUGAAUGGUGACCACAGGAUAGGGAUCUUUGCAAAGAGAACCAUCCAGACUGGAGAGGAGCUCUUCUUUGACUACAGGUCAGUAUAUCAUGUUUACUAACCAGCCAGUCUGCAGCCUGGCAGCCGGUCAACUAGGAUCGUAUUAAUCAGCACAACUCCGUCUGAAUACUCUGUGAGGAGGGCGUCAAGAACUCCCUCCCCGUUUGGUUUCUCUAACACACCUACUUAAGGCACAGGAGGUUUCCAGUUGGUCUAUCGACAUGACUGUAGACAUUUUGUCGCAGCGACAUCAUGAACAUUCUAUUGUCGUCCGACGUCAAACUUGUCGUUAUGAAGAAGUACAAACGCAAAACCGCAGUCUCUGCAUGGCAUCAGCAGCCUGGUGUUCCAAAUGGCAUACUUUGCUCUAUUUCAGGGUUAUUCAACUCUUACCCUACGAGGUCCGGAGCCUGCUGGCUUUCUGUUCUACCUGAUAAUUAAUUGCACAAACCUUGUGUCCCAGGUCUAAAUCAGUCCCGGAUUAGAGGUCCAGAGUUGAGUUUGAAGGCUCUAUUUGAAUGCCAAUAAACCCAUCUGUUUAAAAAUUCAAUUAGUUAAAUGUCAACCUAGCAAGCCAGGCAAAUAAAAGCAACUUUCUAAACAAUGUUUUGGUUCGUCGUUACCAAUUAAUGACCAGAGUAUAGUUGACAGGGUCUUAACUUUAGCUACUUUUUAUUCAAGAGGAACAUAAACCCACAACAACAUUAUUUACAAGGUAUUGGCGAGCUUCCAGAAAACGGCUUACGAUUGUGUGACUCUAGUAGGUCGUUCUACUGGAUCAUUUUAGAACUCCAGCACAGUCUCGGUACAGAUGGAUUUGGUCUUGUUGCUGUAGCAGCCCAGUAACCACAACAACGGGGGUUGCGACAGUCGCAGAGACAUUCACUUUUUUUCAUGCCUGUGAGACAAGGAAACCGACAGUCGCAGCGACGGUCUACAGACAUUCCACCGGAUUAUAAAUGAAGUGUUUUCACCAGCAACACUUGUCACAUUCUAAUUGUCUACAGACAUGUCGUUAGACUAAGUGUAAACUGGCUUUUAUACGUACGCAUACACUCAUACACUUUGUGGUUGGUUUGACAUCUCUAGCUAACUGCUCAUGUUUUUCUCUCAGGUACAGUCAGGCUGAUGCUCUGAAGUACGUCGGCAUCGAGCGGGAGUCAGAGAUGCCAUGAUCCCCUCUUCUGGAUCAACACACACACACACACUCUCUCUUCAGGAAACCCAAACGACUGUCGGAAUCCUGGGAUGCUUCAAGAAUUCUGGAAAGUCUUAUUUUUCUCACUUUGAAUUGUUUUUCUACCAACAAAUCUUCCAGUUCUCUGGGAUAUGUAGGACUUGGUAACUAUGGUCACCAGAACGUCCUUCCUCUGUUUACAGCUAACAAACAAACACACAUAAACCGGUGUUAAUAAAUCCACUGACUGGUUCUCUUUAGCUCUGUGAUACUUUUUAUACUUGAGGGUGAUCCAAAUUCAUGGACACAUUAUUGACUCUGUGAAAUCACAACUGGUUGUUGAAAAAUAUUUUACUGGGACCAAAACUCUGUUUUUUUUGUGUUUUUUUU